AUUAGUUUCUCACUUUCUCUCGUUAAGAAUUAUGGAUAUAUUCAAAGUCGUGCUUGCUUCUCUUCUCAUAUCUCUUCUUGUCCUCGACUUAGUUCAUGGCGAUAUGGUGACGUCGAAUAACAACGGCGCUACAAUCGAUUGCAACAGCAGAUGCCAAGAACGGUGCAGGCUCUCGAGUAGGCAGAAUCUUUGUCACCGAGCGUGCGGGACUUGUUGUGCCAGGUGCAACUGCGUACCAUCGGGCACAUACGGAAACUACGACCAGUGCGAGUGCUAUGGUAGCCUCACCACCCAUGGUGGUCGCCGAAAGUGUCCUUAAAAACACCGUCGUUUUUUAAUUCGAUAUCUGUAAUACUUAUAUGGAAUCAAUUCAUAAGAAAAACAUUUAAAAAAAAGAAGAGAUAAUAUAUGUCAUUCGUUAUGUGCAUUCUUUGAGAUUCCUAUCUGAAAUAUCCUAUAGCAUGCACCAGAUUCAGUUCGAAGUAUGAUUUCCGUGUUAUAUCCCUCUAGAAACAAAGUUUCAAAUUGUAUAUGUAUCCAAAUUGAAUUUUACUUAGUUUGGAUCGACCGCAUCUAAGUGCUAUCUAUAUAUUAAUUAUACGAUACUCUUAUUUAGUUGUAAUUGUUUAAGAAUCCAUUUUGUCCCUUAUUUUACAAUUUGAAAAUCCGAGCGGAAAGCCAAAAUAUGAAUAAUUCUUCAUAUUUUUUUUAUUUCAGGAGUUCCGAAGGAAGAAUUCAACAAUUUGGGUUUAAAAAUUUUCUUAGUUAUACAACUUUCAUCGGAUUCACAAAAUCUGAUGAACUUGCAUAUAUAGAAAGAUUGAAGAGAAAAAGUAAAGAGAUUUUUUCUUUGACUCCAAAAGGUAGGAAGAGUUAGGCACUGGAUCUUGAAUGGAAACAAUGGAAUUUUAGUGAACAAAAUGGAUUAUACAGCUUAUAGCAGUUUACUGUUUAUGGUGGAUUAUUUUUUAUAAGUUGACUUAGCAUUUGACACGUGAUCAUUGUUCAGUAGAAUAUGUCACGUUAUCAAGAACAAAAAAAAAAAAAAUUAAAAAGAUGGUAUAUGAAGUCACGUUUUAUAUUUACGAGUUGAAUUAGUUACAGAAGUAAAAAAUAUGUACAAGAUUUAGAGAAAGGUAGAUAAAAAAAUUCACCGCAUUUUGUCAUUCAUCUUAUAUGACAUGUUCUCCUUCUCCAGCAAGAAACAUCAAUAUCUUCGACUUCAACAGUCACCUAGCAUUGUAAUGUGACACAUUCAAAAAUCAAAUUGGACAUAAAAGCAAGUUACCGUCAAAAUCAAAAUCCAUCUCCAUUAAUCCUAAAAUCCCACUAUGAUGGUCAGUGUGUCACACGUUAAGGCAAUAGUACAUCUUUCAGAGAUCAGCGUGAGGCAAUACUGUGGAUCACGAGAGGAAUAAAACAUCAUUGUUUCAACUGAGCUGAUCAGAUUAGCUCCGGAAGAACUGAAAAUAAUCAACCCAAAAAAUAGGGGCAUCACGUGAAUUUCAAACUUAGAAGAAAAUGUACAUUAACCAAAAGCAAAUGGGGCAUAAUAGGAGAACUAUCAGUAGAAAAGUCAAAAGAGAAGAAAAGAUGGAUCAACUUAGAACUGGGUGGAUUCGAACCACCAACCUCUCGUCCAUAAGAAAACGAGCGCUCUACCAUUUUGAGCUUACAGAUCUAUCUAUCAAAAACAACCUUCACCCAUGGGACCAAACGCUGAAAUUUUCGUUGCAAAUUUAUGUUUAACAAUUCUGACCAAUUUUUGAAAAGCUAAAACUAAACUAUCUUCCCUACUUUAAAUAAAAUUUCCAAAUUAAAGUAACUUGCUUUAAAAUAAUUUGGAAAACUUUAGCGGAUAGAUAAAAUUCACAAAUUAAUAACACUGCGUUUUCAUAAAUGAAAGGGAUACAAAAAAAGUCUAAAUCGGAAUAAUGUCAAAAAAAAAAAAAAAU
Messenger RNA from Camelina sativa (false flax), 1955 nucleotides. RefSeq names its product gibberellin-regulated protein 11-like. NCBI's taxonomy places the organism in Eukaryota, Viridiplantae, Streptophyta, Magnoliopsida, Brassicales, Brassicaceae. The record is from RefSeq and is a predicted model, not a curated record.